This is a messenger RNA of Diospyros lotus (date-plum), 2319 nucleotides long. RefSeq names its product DEAD-box ATP-dependent RNA helicase 51-like. The record is from RefSeq and is a predicted model, not a curated record. Gene Ontology annotation, biological process: maturation of LSU-rRNA from tricistronic rRNA transcript (SSU-rRNA, 5.8S rRNA, LSU-rRNA). Lineage: Eukaryota; Viridiplantae; Streptophyta; Magnoliopsida; Ericales; Ebenaceae. Gene Ontology annotation, cellular component: nucleolus. Gene Ontology annotation, molecular function: nucleic acid binding; ATP binding; RNA helicase activity. The transcript has 12 exons. Bases 1 to 1992 code for a protein of 663 amino acids.
AUGUUAGAAGAUAAAAUGCAGGAAGGCCAGGCUUGCCCGAAAUGGCCCACAGGCCAGGCCAGAACUGCAUGGAUAGGGCCCGGCCCAUUUAGGAAAUGGGACGGCCCGAUUGAUAAAUGUGCCGUCUGGUUCUCUGCUAAGCUCCCUUUGCUGGAAGCCGCCGGCAAAUCAGGGCACAGACUGGUGGCGGACAUGGCAGAAAUCGAAGAGAAAAACCCUAGCAGCAUGGUUGACGAAGUGAAAGAGAUGAAACACAGGCAAAGGAUUGAAAAGAAGAAGAAGAAGAAGAUGAUGAUGAUGAAGCUGAUAAAGAUGUCGGAGCAAGCGGAGUCCUCCGCGCGAAACGGCGAAGACGGAGUUUCAGUCGCGAAGAGAGGGAUGAAAUCGGUUGAGAGUGACGGAGGAAGAGAGAGGGAAGGCGAAGAGCUCAAGAAGAAGCUGAGGAAAAGGAAGAGACAGUCGAAGACCGAGGAAUUGGAUGAGAAGGAUGGUGAAGAAGAGCAAGAGGUGAAAGGGAAUAAUGGCUCUGGGAUUAUGACUGCAGAGAAGUUCGAGUCAUUGCCGAUAUCGGAACGAACUCUUAAUGGUAUCAAAGAGAUGAGGUUCCACUACUUGACUCAGAUCCAAGCCAAAGCUAUUCUACCACUUCUUCUUGGGAAGGAUGUUCUUGGGGCUGCACGGACAGGAUCUGGAAAGACCCUUGCUUUCCUUAUACCUGCUGUGGAGUUAUUGUAUCAUAUCCAUUAUGCUUCCCGCAAUGGGACUGGGGCAAUUGUCAUUUGCCCAACCAGGGAGCUAGCCAUCCAGACACAUGCAGUGGCAAAGAACCUUCUCAUGCAUCAUUCCCAAACUCUUGGCUUGGUUAUUGGUGGUGCUGCUCGAAGGGGAGAAGCAGAGCGUAUUGUAAAAGGAGUAAAUCUGUUGGUAGCAACCCCUGGACGACUUCUUGACCACCUACAGAACACCAAGGGCUUCAUAUAUAAAAAUCUGAAGUGCCUUGUGAUUGAUGAAGCUGACAGGAUUUUGGAAGCAAACUUUGAAGAAGAAAUGAAGCAAAUCAUUAACAUUCUGCCAAAGAAUAGGCAAACAGCUCUUUUCUCGGCUACUCUGACUAAAAAGGUUGAGGAUCUUGCUCGUUUAUCAUUUCAGACAACCCCUGUAUAUAUUGAUGUUGAUGAUGGUCAGAAUAAGGCCAAUAAUGAAGGGCUGCAGCAAGGAUUUUGUAUUGUGCCCAGUGCCAAGAGAUUUAUUCUUCUAUAUUCCUUCUUGAAGAGGAAUCUCUCAAAGAAAGUGAUGGUUUUCUUCUCUUCGUGUAACUCUGUCAAAUUUCACGCUGAGCUUCUCAGAUAUAUUUCUAUCAGUUGCUUUGAUAUCCAUGGAAAGCAAAAACAACAAAAGCGUACAACCACAUUUUUUAACUUCUGCAAAGCAGAGAAGGGCAUCUUGUUAUGUACUGACGUUGCUGCACGUGGUCUUGAUAUUCCUGCAGUGGAUUGGAUUGUGCAGUAUGAUCCCCCAGAUGAUCCCAAGGAAUAUAUUCACAGAGUUGGCCGUACAGCCCGUGGGGAAGGUUCAAAGGGAAAUGCCUUGCUUUUCUUGAUUCCAGAAGAAAAGCAGUUUUUGCAGUAUCUUAAGGAAGCGAAAGUUCCAGUCAAGGAAUAUGAAUAUGAUGCAAAAAAGUUUGCUGAUGUGAAACCACUCGUGGAAAAGUUGGUUGCCAACAAUUAUUACUUAAACAGCUCUGCUAAAGAUGCAUAUAGGUCAUACAUAUUGGCCUAUAAUUCGCAUUCCAUGAAGGACGUCUUCAAUGUUCACUGCCUUGACCUGCAGGAUGUUGCUGCUUCAUUCUGCUUAGCCAGUUCCCCGAAGAUAAAUCGGAACGUAGACAGUAGUGCUUCCAAGUUCAAGAAGAAAACGCACAAGGUUGAAGGCAACAAUGGUCAUGGAUUUAGCGAGGACCCCUCUGGCAAACUAGGAGGUGAAGAUGAUUAAAGACACUUUGUGAGGUACUACAAAAAACCAAGAUCUACCAUAAGUUCAUAGGUUGUGUCCCAGUUCUUCGUUGAAGUUGCCCACUUAAAAGAAAGUGUCCUUCUCAACAAAUGUUGUGCCAGUGCAUGAUUAUGCUCCAUUUUUGCAGUAUGGUAGGGACUGAUACUGUAUUUACAAGUCAUGACUACGGAUCCAACAUUGGUUCUUUCUGUAUUAAUUUAUUCAUUUGUUGUACAGUUAUAGAGACUUGAACACAAGUCACCAAUUAUUUAUCCUUUUUGUGCUAAAAAUUCAUAUUGUACUCCAAUUAGGUUGGGGCGAAUAUCA